GGGAAUUGUUUUCCUGUCAUCCUUGUAGCGCAGAAAGAAUAGUGAAGGAAAGGACAUAUACAAUAAUUACAGGACUACAAGGAAGAGCGUAAUAAUAGUACCAUCGAUUUUAAUGUAAUACAUUUUAAUUAUUACUAUAUAUAUUUAUUUAUAUUUAGCAGAGCUGUAGUAGGUAAAGAAAAUGGAGCACAGCCUGAACAAUACACGCAAGGUUGGAAGCUAAGCUACUCUGUUCUUUUCGCGCUAAGCUAGGCUAGUAGCUAGGCCUCGGAAAAGCAAAACAAGACGACCAUUGCCUAGCUAGCCAAGACGAUAGCUAACUAGUUAACAAGUAAGUUCACAAACGAAUGUUUGCUUAUUAUAUGUGCAGCCCACUGUUGUGUGGUUUUCUGGUAAAUAACUCUUUAGCAGAUAGUUUGCUAGCUAUUUUCCAUAUCGAAUUAUUUCCGCGGGAGAGAUAAUUAGCACACCUGCUAAGUUUGCUAGCUUGCUAACAUGAGCGAGUCGUCGGACUGCAAGCAGUCCGUAGACUCCGCGCCCAGGAAACGAUGUCCGUCUCCUGAACAGUGCCGCGAGUCUCCUGCUCCGAGUAAGUUAACCAAACUGGACGAAACAUCGUGUGAAGUGCGUGUAAAUAAUCAGGGUAACAACAAACAGCAAGACAACGGUACUGUGUCUGCUGAUCUAGAAAAGCAGAAUGGGAAAGAGGAGAGUGGACUUUCUUUACUAACGGGACAGGGGGAAGAGAGAAGCGCGGCUGUCAAUGUCAGUAAUCCAGUGGGUGCAAAUAUUCCUGAAAAGACACAUGAAUCUGGCGAUGCAAAGGUUGAUGCCAAGGACGGUACAGUUGCUGAUUGCCGCCCGUCAACUUCACUGGAUCAGUCUGAUUCGGCUGCAAUAGCAGCCGCAGAAGCACUUGCUAGUCUCACAGGGGGAGAUGGUGAUCUCAAAAGAAAAGAGACUCCCUGUUCAUCCAAAAGAGUUGAUGUUGAGAAACAAGGAAACAAAAUUAAGCGUAGUGAUCGCGAUUCAUCCAAGGGAAGUUCUAAACUCGGGAGGUCGUUUCAAACACAGGCAGCUGCUGCAGACAGUUCUACAUCAGCCCAUGUUGACAGAGAAGUUACGGAGGACAUGCCAGAUGCGGACGAGGAGGACGAUUCGAUACCUGAAUCCUCCUCCACACCAAGUUCCUCCUUCCCUUCAGAUAAUGAGGACAACGACGACGGGGAGUGCGCUAUUGUGUCAGUGAAGAUGGCCCCGGAGAUUCGACAGUCAGUGUCUCUUUUGGCACAGGUACAAAUGAGGUUAGACGCUCUUGAGAAGAAGAGUGCGCGACUUCACCAGCGACUGGAAUUGAAAAUGAGUCGGCAGCGCCGCCCUCACCUGGACCAACGCAGCGCCAUUGCAAAAUCCAUCCCUGGCUUCUGGGUUACAGCAUUGUUGAACCACCCUCAUCUCUCAGCCCACAUUGACGAGACCGAUGAGGAUGCUCUCAGCUACAUGACCGAUCUUGAGAUUGAGUCAUUCAAGAACAACAAACUUGGCUACAGAAUUGGGUUCCACUUUAGGAGGAACCCUUAUUUCCAAAACAAUAUCAUAGUAAAGGAGCUUCACCUUGGAAUGGGAGGCUCUCCUGUGUCGUUCUCCAACCCCAUACUGUGGCAUCGUGGCCAGAACCUGACGGCCAACAGUGAGCCCCGGCGGCUGGCUCGGGGGGUCUAUCAGACCUUCUUCUGCUGGUUCAGUGACCACAGCAGCCCAGGCAGAGACGACAUUGCACAGAUACUGAAGGAAGACCUCUACAGAAACCCUCUGAGAUACUACCUGACUCCACUGUGGGAACCCAGGGAGAAUGGAAGUGGUGCCAGUGGUACCAGGGCAGCGGAUAACAGCAACGGGGAUGAGUGUGUGGUAAUCUCUGACUCGGAUGAUGACGAGGAGGAGUCUGGACGAGGCCAAAGCCGGGAGGAGGAGGAGGAUGAAGAGGAGGAGGAGGAGGAACAGAGGGGGAGUGCUGGAGAUGAGAGCCCAGUGGAGGUUGAUGAUGGAGAGGUGGUGAUUGACGGGUCUGACAGUGACGAGGAGGCCAGAGAGGAGGAGGAGGAGUCCUAUGGGGAGAAGGAUGAAGAGGUGGAUGUUGAAGAUGUAGACGAGUUCUCAAGGGGUCAGGAGGCCAGAGACCAGGAAGAGGAAGAUAUCGAUGUGGAUGAGGAUGAGGACCACAGCUAAAAUCAUGUCCUUCACAAUGUUCCUGUUGUUAUGCACAAAAACUAAAUUGUUUCCAUUUGAUUCUAAAUGUAUUUUUUAUUCAGGGUGAAAUUACAAAAAAGUCAGGGCACCACAUUGACGCCACUGUUUUAUACAGAAGUACAUUAUCUACAUAUUUUGGUGCAGUCUUGUAUCAUGUGUCCAAAAUAAGAUUCCCAAGACCUUAGGUCUCAAACAACUAGGGAGCCAAUAAUAUAAUAGCUACCUGGAGGUGUAAAUUGUCUCACACCUUACCUGAUUUAACUGCCAGUGUGUGGGUAUGUUUGCAAGUGGUCCAGUCAGAAACAUUUAUCAAUACUUAUCAUCUAUAACAUCAACACUGUCUUGGACCUUUUUUAGCGUAUUGACGAGGUAAAAGACAGGUUUCUUGAGGAUGUAAUAUUCCCAGUAAAUCUCAGAUGCACUCCGUACUGAACCAAAUCUUGUUCUCAGGGAUGACAUUAUGGGUUUUUUUCAUAUAAGGAAACAAUCAUUUGGAGACCUUUUUCCUCAUGUUUUUGUUGGCUAUAUUUAUGUAGGAUGUGUUCACUGUAGUUUUGUUGGCUAUAAAGAGGUAAAUAUUGGAUGAUGCCCAUUUGCCUUCCCUAUUAUUAGCUUUUUGUCUGUGCACCAACACUGAUACAAAUGUACACAUUAUGUAGCCUAUUUAAAGUGAUAGUGUAUAUAAACAAGUCAUUGAUUGAAUUGUGACGAAGACCUAUAUUUUGUAACAAGCCUGUUUAGCUGAUUAAAGAUUUAGACAAAAUUGUUAAUCUUAAGUGUGUUGAAUCUGAAGUGUGUUUGUGUUCAUGUAUCUUUUAGGAUGGACGGCAUCACAUUUUAUUUGUAUUUUUGGUCAUGUUUAUUGAUCACAUAAGUGUAUGCAAUUAAAAGUCAGAUGGAUUACUAUAGGUUUAUGGUUGUGCAUUUUACAGCAAAUGCGUGACAGUAUGUGGUAUAAGUAAUAGGACAGUAGCCGCAGUUGAUGAAUUCUUACCCUUGUGUAACAGUCGCAAGUUUAUAUGUUCUUCCUUUUCUCAUGAAUGGAAUGUAAAUAUUUCAACCUAAUUUUAGAGGCUAAAGAUCUGUUAAGAGUAAACUAUACAUCAAGUAAUCUAGUGUUUGACUUUAGGAUAUAUAAUCAGAAAGCUCUAUUUUGCGUGCUGAAUUUUAUAGGACACUAGUUUUGAAACCCUUAGUUUUUUUUGCUUUGUUUUUUAAAUAAUGUCCCCUUUUGAAUCAGACUAAAUAAAAGUUAUUUAACUGUG
Molecule: messenger RNA, 3515 nt
Organism: Osmerus eperlanus (European smelt)
Lineage: Eukaryota; Metazoa; Chordata; Actinopteri; Osmeriformes; Osmeridae
Gene: tspy
Product: testis specific protein Y-linked
Exons: 8
Coding region: 496-2229 (577 amino acids)
Biological process (GO): nucleosome assembly
Cellular component (GO): chromatin; nucleus
Molecular function (GO): chromatin binding; histone binding
Source: RefSeq, a predicted model, not a curated record